CAGAUUCUUAGUUCGUACACUCACUCGUCCAUCGAUCUUCGUUGAGCAACAAUGAACGAGUCUAAAAAGCUCGGCGUUCAGGUCGAAAACGUGAAUCAGGAGGAGCUCUUCAAUGUCAUCUCCGCCGCCACUUCCCAGGAGCCCUGGCGCGUACAGGCAUCAAGUACGCGUCUCAAGGAAAUGAUGGACAUGUUUGGGACCUAUGAUGGCCUGCAUGAAAUCGCGUCACAGAAAUCUGUUGCCCCUCAGAUUCGGCAACAGGCUAUCAUUCAGUUCAAGAACGCCGCGCUAGCACAUUGGAAAUCUCGCAAAGUUCUUAAUGAUGAACACCGGACGCGUGUUCGCACACGGUGCAUGGCUUUCCUUUCAGAAGAGGACGAUACAAUCGCUCAGGUCAAUGAAAUUAUCAUGGCCAGGCUUGCUCGCCAGGACUUUCCUACUGCCUGGCCCAAUCUCAUAACUGAGUUGACACAAAUCAUUAAUACCAAUAUGCAGCUUCAUAUUUCAGGCAAUCCAGAUUCCGCCGCAUAUCUCGUUCUUCGUCGUAGCUUGAAGGCUCUCAACUCCAUCAUCAAAGAGUUUGCUAGCAUCAAGUUGCCAGGAGGUAUACAGACCAUGGCCCAGAUCACCGGUCAACUUCAUGGCGGCAUGUUUCUCUACUACUCUCAACUGUCAGCAUCCCUGUCAGCCCUCACCCCCAACGACCUCGGUCAACAGCGUACGCCUCAAAACCUUCUAAUUGCCCAUCUAGUCUAUAAAUGUCUUGUCAAGAUGGGUGUAUGGGUGUAUGGGCAGUUUGGCAAGACCGGAAAGGCCAGAGCCAAUAUUGAUGAUAUGCAAGGCUGGCUUGCUCAACUAUUCCAAGCGUCGUCAAGUCAAGCCAAAACAUUGCUUGAUCUGCGCACGCAACUGGUCGUCGUGGUCAGGUCGCCUACACUGGAGCCAAUUGUUGCAAAAUCCCUAGACCAGCUCACUAGACAUGUCCGAGUAUUUGGAAAGCUGUUUCGCAGGAUGCAGCAGCUCGACACGACACGUUUCGUUUUACUACCGGGCUGCAGUGAACUAGUCCUCUUCUAUUGGGAGAAGGUCGUGCAGGCAACGAACAGUCCGCCGGAUUACGUAGAAGACUCUAAUACCGCUGUGUAUCCUGUCCGGCUGUUGGUACAAGCCAUGGUGUUGUUUAAAGAUAAUCUCGCACAAUGGACCCCGGUUCGCAAAAACGGCACACCCAACGAAUUAACUCUUCCGCAAGAGUUCGUCGAGGAAGCUGUUCGUCUACUUGUCACGCGUUUCAUGCCUCUGAACCCAGCUGAUCUUGAAGGCUGGAUGGCUGACCCGGAGGAAUGGGUCAACAUGGAAGACAGAGAGAACGAGCAGUGGGAAUAUGAGCUUCGCCCAUGCGGUGAACGAGUUCUGGUGACUCUCUCGUCUCAAUACAAGCAAUACGUCACACCACUACUUGAAACGACCUUCAAGCAGAUAGUUGGUCAGCCCACUGAAGACCUUGCAAGCGUCGUCCAGAAGGAGGCCAUCUAUUGCGCUAUAGGUCGAUGUGCAACACGUCUAAAAGACGUGAUACCGUUCACAGAGUGGCUCAAACAUAACCUCGUCGCUGAAGCUCAAAGCACGAACGCCAACUUUCCGAUCAUCAAACGUCGCAUUGCUUGGCUUAUAGGAAAAUGGAUUGGAGACUCAUGCUCUCCUCCGAGCGAUCCAAACAUUUGGAAAGUUCUUAUUCACCUCUUGCACGAUCGUGGGCCAGGGACGGACGCCGUCGUGCGCCUGACAGCCGCCCACGCACUUCGCGAGUGCGUAGAUACAGUGGAAUUCGACAUCAGCGUCUUUGCUCCAUAUUUACCCACGGCGGCAACUGAGUUGUUGAAAUUGGUCAACGAAGCGGAUGCCAUCGAGAGUAAACGUCGAUUGGUUGAUACUCUGAACGUCGUAAUACAACGUGGUGAUCAAUGGAUUAACCCGCACGCUCAGCUCAUAGCGGAUGCCAUACCGUCCCUUUGGACUGACGCGGACGAGGAGUGGUUAUUGAAAGCUUCGCUGCUGGUGACGGUGACGAGUCUGGUUGAGGCGACCAAAGACCAUUCACCCUCCCUCCAUGGUCUUAUUAUACCGCUCAUACGCGAGAGCCUGUCUCCGAAGGUUGCCGUGCAUCUUGACGAAGAUGGUCUCAACUUGUGGACGAUGACCAUUAGAAACGCAUCAACGCUGACUAGUGCCCCGGGUCAACCCUCGCUGUUGGAAUUAUUCCCGCUCGCUCUGUCGCUCAUGUCUGAACAUCUUGAUUUACUUGGAAGCAUUACAUCUAUCAUUGAAUCUUACAUCAUAUUGGACGCGACAACCAUCUUACAGAACUUUGCCGUCCAGCUUUUUCAGGCAGCCCUGACGCCUCUUGCCGGCCAGGCGAUAUCUGCCAACAUCAGAGACAUCCUGGUGGUCUUCCAGUUUGUCGCUCAGUGCGCUCCUGCAUCUUUGUGGGGAGAGGCCCUGCAUAUCUCCGGCGUAUUCCCCCACAUCGUCCGCAUACUCGAGGAUGAAAAGAGUUCCACACUGAUUUACACAGAAUGCGUGUACCUCCUUGCGCGCAUUGCACUCGCUGAUCGCCAAAUGCUCCUGCAACUCGUUGCUGCGGUAGCUCAGUCCAAGAAUGUCCCGGAAGCUACUGUCUUUGAGAUCGUCUUAGACCAGUGGUGGAGACAGUUUGAUCACAUGUCAGAACCUAGACACCGUAAACUUGUGGCUAUUGGAAUGGCCUCAUUGGUUUCAACGGGUCGCCCUGAGGUUUUGGACCGUCUGCCAAACGAGAUUUUCAACAUGUGGACGGACGUGUUAUAUGAGAUCAAGGAGUCGCAGAAUUUGUCGGAGGAUUCGAGCGACGGGAACGUACCAUUGAUUAGACAUUGGGAUCUCGAUGAAGUCCCACACAGCUUCUACAACGGCUCGGAAAAUACGCUAGAAUACACCCGUCGACAGGAGCUCCUGAAUCGUGAUCCUGUUAAGACUAUGCAGCUCGUCACUAUUAUUGGCUCAGCGUUACAACAAGCGGAGCAAGUGUGCGGCUCGGUGGCUUUUAAGGCCCAAUACUUGGAUAAGACGGAAAAGGCGCUCAUUAACCAGAUACAAGACGAGUUGCAGAAAAAAUCCAAGUAGCUAGGGUGCCAAACAGAAAAAUCGUCAAGAUCCUCAAUCGUUAGGAAAAUGACAUUGUGUUCACCCUUUUCUUUUGGUUAAUUCAUUCGUAUAAUACGAUGCUC
Molecule: messenger RNA, 3266 nt
Organism: Coniophora puteana RWD-64-598 SS2
Lineage: Eukaryota; Fungi; Basidiomycota; Agaricomycetes; Boletales; Coniophoraceae
Product: ARM repeat-containing protein
Exons: 21
Coding region: 52-3162 (1036 amino acids)
Biological process (GO): protein import into nucleus
Cellular component (GO): cytosol; nuclear envelope
Molecular function (GO): small GTPase binding
Source: RefSeq, a predicted model, not a curated record